Molecule: messenger RNA, 1888 nt
Organism: Alosa alosa (allis shad)
Lineage: Eukaryota; Metazoa; Chordata; Actinopteri; Clupeiformes; Clupeidae
Product: butyrophilin subfamily 1 member A1-like
Exons: 6
Coding region: 341-1123 (260 amino acids)
Source: RefSeq, a predicted model, not a curated record
UGACCUGAAGAGCUGGUGCCAUCUAGUGGUAGGUAGCCUAUUGGUCUUCUCACAGUUGUGUGCUGAAGUUCCUAUGCGCUGAUAUGUUAAAAGCACACGCAUAAUUACACGCAUUUUUAUUUUAAAGCAAAAUGAGCAAUGUAUCCAGACCAGUAGUUUUAACCAAAGAUUCUAGAGAGCGCUAGAAUCUUUGGUUUUAACAGACCAAAAAGACACAUCACAUACCUCUUGUCGCCUGGUAACGUAAAGAUUCUCUGUUCUAGAAUCUUUGAUUUCGAGUUUGAAUCAACUAGUCAGUCAAGUUGAGAGGAAUAUCAAACGUGCUGCUCUUUCAAGAGCGAUGACAGCAAUGGCUCAUUUUCUACCCACAUCGUUGGCGGCCUUUUUCGUGAUUGUGCUGGUCCACUUUUGCAGAGAGUGUCACGCAGCAGUGGAACUUCGUCUGGCGGGCCAACACCUGGAGGUCGUGGACAGUCAGGAUGUGGAGGACAACUCUGUGAACUUCCGUCUGGUGGGCUCCGAGCAGCCCGUGGAGGUGUUGGUCGGCCAUGACGUGGUGCUUCCGUGUUCCGUGCAUCCCCGCGUCAGCGCCGUAGACUUCAACGUGGACUGGAUGACCCACACCUACAACGAGCCCACCAACAAGGUCCACACCUACAGGAACGGCAGGGACGAGAACCAGAACCAGAUCGAGGCCUACCGGCACCGGACCGCGCUGUUCCGGGACGAGCUGCGGAACGGCAACCUGUCCCUGAAGCUCAGCGCCGCACGUGUGAUGGACACCAGGUCCUACUUCUGCAUCACGCAGUCCGGGAGUAGACAUCGCUACGCUGUUAUUCCACUUACCGUGCGAGCCAAAGGGUCCAAACCCAACAUCACCAUUGAGGCCUGUGAAGGUGACAGCUGCAAGUUGGUCUGCGAGUCGAUUGGCUGGAGCCCCAAGCCUGCUGUUGACUGGCUGGAUGAGAAGAGGAUCAGGCUGACCACCGACGCGGCCACGUCCAAGUGGGACCCAGUGGGCGGGACCAGCGUGCGCCGGAGCAUCGUCGUGGAGACCAACGCGGCCUACAUCUGCAGGGUGUCUUACAAAGACCACGUGGAGCAGGCCGAGAUUCACAUCUGAGGUGAUGGUUUCCAUACACAUCGGACCAUUGCAGACCUCUACAUCAUGCCGAUCUCUUGUAGGUCUGUUUGUUUAGCUCUUCUGGUUCCAGUAUUUAUUUUAGUUCUGUUUGUUUAGCUCCUCUGGUUCCAGUGUUUAUUUUAGUUCUGUUUGUUUAGCUCCUCUGGUUCCAGUGUUUAUUUUAGUUCUGUUUGUUUAGCUCCUCUGGUUCCAGUGUUUAUUUUAGUUCUGUUUGUUUAGCUCCUCUGGUUCCAGUGUUUAUUUUAGUUCUGUUUGUUUAGUUCAUGUGGUUCUGAUAUUUGUUUUAGUUCCCUUUGUUUAGAUUCUUCGGUUCCCUCACCUCGAGUGUUGGGUAUUCUAUUUACUCAGGCGUGUCAGCAAAACACUGGUGAAGUAGUAAUGUAUUUAAAUCAGAUGGACGGUAUCAUAAAGACCUUGAGUAAAAACACUGGUGAAGUAGUAAUGUAUUUAAAUCAGAUGGACGGUAUCAUAAAGACCUUGAGUAAAAACACUGGUGAAGUAGUAAUGUAUUUAAAUCAGAUGGACGGUAUCAUAAAGACCUUGAGUAAAAACACUGGUGAAGUAGUAAUGUAUUUAAAUCAGAUGGACGGUAUCAUAAAGACCUUGAGUAAAAACACUGGUGAAGUAGUAAUGUAUUUAAAUCAGAUGGACGGUAUCAUAAAGACCUUGAGUAAAAACACUGGUGAAGUAGUAUUUUGUAUUUAAAUCAGAUGGACUGUAUAAUAAAGACCUUGAGUAAAGUAA